CUGCUUUUACCAAAUUUCGUAAACAUUAAAAAUUGGUCGCGUAUUAAAUCGCGUCGCAUUAAAUUAGACGGGUAAUGUCGCAAAUGAAGUAGUACAGAUCAAGAAUGGAGGUGUUCCAGACCGACUCGCACUAUAUCUUUGUAAAGCGGGACAAGAGUUUGUGGUGGCACCGCAGGACGUCGGAGUUCUCGAUAAAAGCAGGAUGGGAUCUUAGCUCUGUGGAUGACAUAGAGUGCAUUGGAGUAACGCACGGAAUUGUGGGCGUGAUCUCGCUACCCAAUGUCUAUGAGCCCCAUUUAGUUGUGGUCAAAGAGGCAACCGCAGUGGGUGUGCUAUAUCCACCCCACUUGGUUUACAAAAUCAAGUCUAUAUGCAUAUUGAGUGCCGAGGAGCCGGACACUGAAUUGCCCAACUGCACCAAGCACUCCAAGAGCAACCAAUCCACGCCUACCCACAGCGUCUCCACCUCAAACAAUAACAAUGCCAGCGUUCCGUCAAGUGGCGGUGGCUCCUCAAAGAGCACCAAGCUAUUCGAGGGCAUGAACAAGACAUGGGGAGCAGUCAAAAGUGCUGGGAACACCAUCAAGAACACCACACAGCAAGCGGCGAAUUUGGCCACCAAGCAGGUUAAGUCAUCGGUUGGCAUUCGGGAGCCCAGGCAUAUCGAGCGGCGAAUCACAGAGGAGCUGCACAAGAUAUUCGACGAGACGGAUAGCUUCUAUUUCAGCUUCGACUGCGACAUAACAAACAAUCUGCAGCGCCAUGAGGCCAAAUUGGAAGAUAAUCAGUCACAACCAGAUGAGAGAUUCUUUUGGAACAUGCACAUGAUACGAGAUUUGAUUAACUUAAAUGAUAAAACAUGGAUACUGCCCAUCAUUCAAGGCUUUAUGCAAGUUGAGAAUUGUGUCAUAGGCAACGAGUGCUUUACCUUGGCUUUGGUAUCGCGAAGAUCUCGUCACCGUGCAGGAACACGCUACAAGCGACGUGGAGUAGACGAGAAAGGAAACUGUGCAAAUUAUGUGGAGACGGAACAAAUACUAUCAUUCCGACACCAUCAGUUGUCCUUUACCCAAGUGCGUGGCUCCGUACCUAUCUACUGGAGCCAGCCAGGCUACAAGUACCGCCCUCCGCCACGCCUCGAUCGUGGGGUGGCUGAGACCCAACAGGCCUUUGAACUACAUUUUACCAAGGAGUUGGAGACCUACGGCCGUGUUUGCAUUGUCAAUCUAGUGGAACAGAGCGGAAAGGAGAAGACUAUUGGAGAUGCCUAUGCCGAUCACGUGAUCAAAUUUAACAAUGAGCGAAUGAUAUAUGUGACUUUCGACUUUCACGAUUACUGUCGCGGCAUGCGUUUUGAAAAUGUUUCGGCCCUGAUCGAUGCAGUGGGACCUGAGGCAGGCGCAAUGGGUUUCCACUGGCGAGAUCAACGAGGAAUGAUAUGCAACCAGAAGUCUGUAUUUCGAGUUAAUUGCAUGGACUGCCUGGAUCGAACAAAUGUAGUUCAAACGGCAAUUGGCAAGGCAGUGCUUGAAUCUCAACUAGUAAAACUAGGUCUUUCGCCGCCCUAUACUCCCAUUCCGGAACAAUUGAAGUCUCCGUUUAUGGUGUUAUGGGCAAACAAUGGGGACAUCAUAAGUCGACAGUACGCGGGCACCAAUGCCUUGAAGGGAGACUAUACUCGCACCGGCGAACGCAAAAUUAGCGGCAUGAUGAAAGACGGCAUGAACUCGGCCAAUCGCUUUUUCAUACAAAACUUUGCCGACUCGUUUCGUCAGUGCAUCAUCGAUCUGAUGCAGGGUCAGUUGCUGAGGCCAGAAGAAUUGCAGGAGGACCAGGUCCUGAACACCAUUCUCCAGAUCCUCACUCCAGAGACCCGUCCCCCACUUGGGGGCUAUUAUAAUCCCGGUGUGCUGGGCCCCGAACUGCAGUUACUCGAAUCCAUCGUUGUGAACAGCUAUUACUUGGCACGAUUUAAGGACUCUUACCGCCAGGCCACCAUAGAUCUGAUGCUAGGCAACCAAGUCUCCUCCGAAUCACUUAGUGCUUUGGGCGGCCAGGCUGGCCCGGAUGAAAGCGAUGGAACCGAAAAUGCUGAGCAUGCCAAGUUGCUGGUGGAGGAUUGUCGUCGCCUGCUCCUAGGAACAGCUCAGUAUCCCGUUGGAGCUUGGGGACUAAUUGAUGCUGACCCAAGCUCUGGCGAUGCCAACGAAACAGAGGUAGAUUCUAUACUUUUGCUUACCGACGACUGCUAUAUUGUCGCUGAAUAUGACUCGCAUCUGGACAAGAUCGUCCGCUUCGAGAAGGUGCAACUUGCGCAAGUGCGCCUCAUAGAGUUGGGCAUGCAUCAGCAGACGAAAAUUUUCCAAGGAUCCGCUCCAGCGCAUCUCUGCCUGCGUCUUAACUACAGCGUGGACGAGCAGGAGGGCUACUUCCACAUGUUCCGCUCGGCCAAUCUGAGAUUCUUUAACAACAUGGCUUAUGUGAUCAAGACACAGGAGGAGCUUACCGAAUCCCUUAGCUCAAUUGUCGAGAUGUUCCGAAUUGCACUGGAUAAUGCCGGUAAUGCAGACGUUCGAUAUGUUACAGGAGGUGUAUUGCAGCGAAGAAAGAGCAAAUUGCCUACACUCGACGUUCCCAGAGGCAUGCCACGCAAUCUUUCCGAAUCUCAGUUAGUGCAGUUUAGCUCUAAGGCUCUUUCGAAUGUGGCGGGACAGUUCUCGAAACUUGGCCAGACCUUUAAGAAGCCAUCAAGCGCCAGCCAACAACAAGCUCAUCCCAGCAGCUUGACAGCCACCAUUAAUCCCCAAGUAAUGCGUCAGACUGGGGGCAACGAAAUUGAAUCUGGUCAAGAGGCGGAAAAGGCAGUCUUUACACUUGGCCGCAAGCAGAGAAACUCGAACAGCGCCAGCAGCACCGACACCGAUGAGCACGACAACAGUUUGUACGAGCCCGAAGUGGAUUCCGAUGUGGAGAUAGCUCUGGACAAGUCCAACUAUAACGAGAACGCUUUUUUGCCAUCGGUGGGCAUUGUUAUGGGAAAUCAGAAGGAAGACUCGCCAAGUUCAUCUGAUGAAAUACGACAGUUGGAGCAGAAGGAUAGCAUGUGCAAGACUGCUGAGGAUGUACUUACCAUUUCCAUAACCUCCGUGACGGACCACGUUGGUCUACCUACGGGCCUUCUCGAAAAUGCACCUCCCAUUCGCCCUAUCACACCCAACCCGUUAAUCUGUGUACAAGCUCAGGAAGUAUUUGACGACGGGGAAGAAGUGGUGAAGCCUGUGUCCAGUACAUCGACCAGAGAUCUCAGCCUUCCUUUGGGCUUGCCCACCCAGCCCGAGGCCAACAAGCUGAAGCAGCUCACCAGCCCGCUCUCUAAGUUGGCCAAAAACAUUGGUCUGAACCUAGAUCCGCGAAAGAUAGCUACUAAGACGGGUGUUCUCUCACCUACCAGUCUUUCCGGCGAGAAUACUCCCCCUGAGCACGGACCCAGCUCACGGGAUCAUCUGCUGGAGCUAUGGGAGGCCGAGAAGUGCAAAACCAAGUUGAUUGCCCUGUAAGAGGGUCUAUAUGCAAGCAAUACCAAAAGCUCCACACUUUUUAACUAAUUAGUGCAAGUGAUAUAUACGUAUAUUUUGAAACAGAACGCAAGAAAAUUCUAAACGUUCUUCUUGUUGUACGAGGCACUUCCAUUAAUGUUAUAUUAGGGAAACAACGUUUGGGAAUUCGCAACGACUUAAAUGUUCUCAUAUUAUAAAUUAUUAUAUUAUUAUUAUUGUAGUAUACGCCGUAUUUGUGAUUGUUAUAGCACCAAGCUGUAGUGAGUUUAUAUAAUUUUUGUGUCUAUAAGCUAACCAAAAAUAGGUUUUGCCAAAUUACACUGGACAACAAGGCUUUAAUGCGUAUUUUAAAGAAAACUAAAAUCAGAUUUUCAUUAUUUCUCGCAGCUGAUAUUUUUUUUUAAAUUAAUGUAUUAGAUUUGAUGAUAUAUAUUUUCCUUAUAUAUCUAAAGUAAAAUAGUUAUGAUUUGAAUUCAAUUUCUGCAAAAUAUAAACAUUUUAAGAUACGUAUUCAUUUUACGUCAAAAAUCGUCCCCAUGUCCUAUUUAUUAUCUGAAAAGGUACAUUUUGUAUCCUUCGUUUAAAUAACUUAUUUAAAAGUAUUCAAAUUUGAUAAAUAGUUAUUUUCGAAUGGGAACACUCACUAAUAAAAUUUAAAGUUGUGCUUUGUUUUUUUUUAAUAAUAAAAGCCUUUAUAUUUCAUAAACUUCAAUCUUGUUGUCCUGUGAUAAGGUGCUUGUAUUACUCUUAGCACUCAGCUUCGGCAGAUAUGCUUAGUUAUAGAGUUUAGUAUUAGUAGGAAGAACUUCUGCACUCGGCUUAUGAAACAGUUAUACGUAUAUACAUCAGGUUGGUGAACUGAAAAACACGAAACCACAAAAGAACAAGACAAACAAAAGACUUGGCGGCUGCCAAUUUUUUACACGCCACACCAAAAAACCAAACAAACCCAUUUUUUGGCUAGAAAUUAAAAACCAAAUAGUAAACUAGGCAAGAGGAUUUCAAAAGAAUUCAACGAAUAUUCAAAGGGUUAUAGAAACACAAUAUUUAAGCUUGGAAAUCGUUCGAUAAUAUACUAUUUGUAGUGUGUUUGUAAAUAGAGGAAUAUUUUAUGUAAACGUAAUACAAUUAGAACUAUGUAUGCGCCACCGAAUAUAUGAAAUAUAAAUAUACGUGUUUCAAUGCUUAAAA
This is a messenger RNA of Drosophila eugracilis, 4748 nucleotides long. RefSeq names its product phosphatidylinositide phosphatase SAC2 (gene sp3). Gene Ontology annotation, cellular component: clathrin-coated endocytic vesicle; early endosome. The transcript is spliced from 12 exons. NCBI's taxonomy places the organism in Eukaryota, Metazoa, Arthropoda, Insecta, Diptera, Drosophilidae. Gene Ontology annotation, molecular function: phosphatidylinositol-4-phosphate phosphatase activity. Bases 105 to 3557 code for a protein of 1150 amino acids. Gene Ontology annotation, biological process: phosphatidylinositol dephosphorylation; regulation of endocytic recycling. The record is from RefSeq and is a predicted model, not a curated record.